Sporothrix schenckii 1099-18 is the source of this 1611-nucleotide messenger RNA. Its product is annotated as T-complex protein 1 subunit zeta. Gene Ontology annotation, cellular component: chaperonin-containing T-complex. The coding region runs from base 1 to 1611 and encodes 536 amino acids. Lineage: Eukaryota; Fungi; Ascomycota; Sordariomycetes; Ophiostomatales; Ophiostomataceae. Gene Ontology annotation, biological process: protein folding. The record is from RefSeq and is a predicted model, not a curated record. Gene Ontology annotation, molecular function: ATP-dependent protein folding chaperone; ATP binding; ATP hydrolysis activity. The transcript has 4 exons.
AUGUCGGCCGCACAGCUUCUCAACCCCAAAGCCGAGUCGAGAAGGCGCGGUGAGGCAUUGGCUGUGAACAUCGCCGCCGGCGAGGGCCUGCAGGAUGUGCUCAAGCUCGUCGAUGGCUCCGGCCAGAUCAAGCUCACAAAGGACGGCAACGUUCUGCUCCGCGAGAUGCAAAUACAGAACCCCACGGCCGUCAUGAUUGCCCGCGCGGCCACCGCACAAGACGACAUUUGUGGCGACGGCACCACGUCCGUCGUGCUGCUGGUUGGCGAGCUGCUGAAGCAGGCCAACCGCUACAUCUCCGAGGGCCUGCACCCGCGCAUCAUCACCGACGGCUUUGAGAUUGGCAAGGCCGAGGCGCUCGCGUUUCUCGACAAGUUCAAGCUGCCCAAGGAGGUCGACCGCGAGCUGCUGCUGUCCGUCGCCCGGACAUCGCUGGCCACAAAGCUCAACGCCACCCUCGCCAACAAGCUGACGCCGGACAUUGUCGACGCCGUACUCGCCAUCUACCAGGCGCCGGCCAAGCCCGACCUGCACAUGGUGGAGAUUAUGAAGAUGCAGCACCGCACAGCGUCCGAGACGCAGCUGAUUCGCGGUCUGGCGCUCGACCACGGUGCGCGCCACCCGGAUAUGCCCAAGCGCGUCGAGAACGCCUCGAUCCUGACGCUCAACGUCAGCCUCGAGUACGAGAAGACGGAGAUCAACUCGAGCUUCUUCUACUCGAGCGCCGAGCAGCGCGACAAGCUGGUCGACAGCGAGCGCCGCUUUGUGGACGCCAAGCUCAAGAAGAUUGUGGAGCUCAAGAAGCAGGUGUGCGGCAACGACCCCAACAAGGGCUUUGUGCUCAUCAACCAAAAGGGCAUUGACCCGCUGUCGCUCGAUGUGCUGGCGAAGAACGGCAUCUUUGCGCUGCGCCGCGCCAAGCGCCGCAACAUGGAGCGCCUGCAGCUGGUGUGCGGCGGCGUCUCCCAGAACAGCGUGGACGACCUGACGCCUGACAUUCUGGGCUGGGCGGGCGUGGUCUACGAGCAGCAGCUUGGCGAGGAGAAGUACACGUUUGUCGAGGAGGUCAAGGACCCAAAGUCGGUCACGCUCAUGAUCAAGGGCCCCAAUCAGCACACCAUUACGCAGAUCACCGACGCCGUCCGCGACGGCCUGCGCAGUGUCUACAACAUGAUUGUCGACAAGAGUGUUGUUCCCGGUGCCGGUGCCUUCCAGGUGGCCUGUGCCGCCCACCUCAAGUCGGACGCCUUUGCCAAGACGGUCAAGGGCAAGGCCAAGUGGGGUGUUGAGGCCUUUGCUGAUGCCCUGCUCAUCAUUCCCAAGACGCUGGCUGCCAACGCUGGUCUCGAUAUCCAGGAUGCCUUGGCCGGUCUCCAAGACGAGCUCUCCGAGGGCAAUGUCGUCGGUAUCGACCUGACGACUGGUGAACCCAUGGACCCCGAGCUGGAGGGUGUCUACGAUUCGUUCCGUGUGCUGCGCAACUGCAUUGCUUCGAGUGCCGGCAUCGCAUCCAACCUGUUGCUCUGCGACGAGCUGCUCAAGGCUCGCCAGAUGGGCCGGCAAGGCGGUCCUGGACCCGGCAUGGAUGGUCCAAUGACGGGACAAGAGUAA